AUGUCCCUGAGCCCGAAGCACUCCACGCCCUUCUCCGUGAGCGACAUCUUGAGCCCGAUGGAAGAGACGUACAGGAAGCUGGGAGGCAUGAUGGACUGCCACACGCCGGGCAACAACCUGACCUCUCCGCUGGGCGGCUACCGGCAGAGCCACGUCCCCCAGCCCGGCAUGCAGCAGCACGCGCUCGGCCACGGCGCCUACCACGUGUCCCCCGGCGUCCCGCAGCUCUCCGGCGGCGUGGGCGGAUUCUGCAGCGGGGGGGAGCUGCCGUCCUACCAGGAGACGGUGCGGGGCGGACCGGCGGCGGCGGCCUGGUACGGCAACCCCGAACCCCGAUACCCCGCAAUUUCCAGGUUCAUGGGGGCCUCCGGCGGGGUGAACGUGGCCGGGAUGGGGAGCGUGGCGGCCAUGGAGGCCACCGCCAAGUCCAUGGUGACGUUGCACGCGGCGCCGCGGCGGAAGCGGCGCGUGCUGUUCUCUCAGGCGCAGGUCUACGAGCUGGAGCGACGCUUCAAGCAGCAGAAAUAUCUGUCGGCGCCCGAGAGGGAGCACCUGGCCGGCCUGAUCCACCUCACACCGACCCAGGUCAAGAUCUGGUUCCAGAACCACCGCUACAAGAUGAAGCGGCAGGCCAAGGACAAAGCCGCGCAGCAGCAGCAGCCGCCGCCCUCCCCGCAGCGUGCGGCCGCGGCGGCUCGGGCCAAGGAGGGGAAGGGCGGUCCGGACGAGUCCGGCACGUCGAUUCCCGCCGGUCACCGACACGUGCAUCAGCAAAGCAACCCGGGCGAGGCUUUGGCAGCACCGGGCCACCUCCAGAACCAGCAGGUGAACCAGCUGUCGUCUACCGACGAGGUGGAGGACGACCUGUCCCCCAGCCCCCCCGUGGCCCUGCACGGGCACGUCAACAUGACGCAGACGGACGCGGCGCUCAUCGAGUACACCAACAGCAUGCUCAGCUCCAACCUGCUGUACGGGAGGACUUGGUAG
Lampris incognitus (smalleye Pacific opah) is the source of this 987-nucleotide messenger RNA. RefSeq names its product NK2 homeobox 4b (gene nkx2.4b). NCBI's taxonomy places the organism in Eukaryota, Metazoa, Chordata, Actinopteri, Lampriformes, Lampridae. The record is from RefSeq and is a predicted model, not a curated record. Gene Ontology annotation, cellular component: nucleus. Gene Ontology annotation, molecular function: RNA polymerase II cis-regulatory region sequence-specific DNA binding; DNA-binding transcription factor activity, RNA polymerase II-specific. Bases 1 to 987 code for a protein of 328 amino acids. Gene Ontology annotation, biological process: regulation of transcription by RNA polymerase II; cell differentiation. The transcript is spliced from 2 exons.